AUGGCCGACGUCUGCGGCAAGCAACGCGUGCCUGUUCAGACGAGUGCAGUCGUCGUCCUGACAGACAGCGCGCGCCCAGCAGUCCCUCCACCGUCACCACCUUCAGACUCGCCGACACGGACCGAGGAGCCUUGCACGCCCAUUGAGGAGUUCAGCCUCGACGAUGGCGACGGCGUGGCCGCGCAGCGCAAGGCGCGAUUGGCCAACGGAUGGCGCGUGCUGGACGCGGAAGCCGUGGCCCUGCGCAACCUAGCCACUCUGUACGACACGGACGAAGCGGCGCAGGAACACUUUAGCAACGCUGUCGAGGCCAUCGUCACAUCACGACGCAGCGGGGCCAAGCUUGUGGUGACAGGCGUCGGCAAGUCUGGCCACAUAGGGCGGAAGCUGGUGGCCACAUUCCAAAGCCUCGGCAUAGCGACUGUCUUUCUGCAUCCGACAGAGGCGCUGCACGGGGACCUGGGCUUGCUGGGCCCCAACGACACGGUCCUUCUCAUCAGCUUCUCCGGCAAGAGCCCAGAGCUGCUGCAGCUCGUGCCUUAUCUCGGCCCCUCGUUGCGUCUGGUCGCGCUGACGUCGCAUCGGCGGUCUGAGGACUGCGAGCUUCUGCGAGCCCGCCCGGACGGCUUGCUUCUGCCCGCGCCCAUCCCGGAGCCGGAGAAGGCGGCGCUGGGUGUCUCGGCGCCGACGACAUCGACGACGGUCACACUGGCGCUGGGCGACGCCCUCGCCAUGGCCGUGGCCAAGGAGCUGCACGCAGACAUUGCGACGGUCUUUGCGGCGAACCAUCCUGGAGGUGCGAUUGGCGCUGCGACGAAACAAUGA
Messenger RNA from Emericellopsis atlantica, 825 nucleotides. RefSeq lists its product as uncharacterized. Gene Ontology annotation, molecular function: carbohydrate derivative binding. NCBI's taxonomy places the organism in Eukaryota, Fungi, Ascomycota, Sordariomycetes, Hypocreales, Bionectriaceae. Gene Ontology annotation, biological process: carbohydrate derivative metabolic process. The coding region runs from base 1 to 825 and encodes 274 amino acids. The transcript has a single exon. The record is from RefSeq and is a predicted model, not a curated record.